Messenger RNA from Colletotrichum karsti, 1464 nucleotides. Its product is annotated as FAD binding domain-containing protein. The transcript has 5 exons. The record is from RefSeq and is a predicted model, not a curated record. NCBI's taxonomy places the organism in Eukaryota, Fungi, Ascomycota, Sordariomycetes, Glomerellales, Glomerellaceae. Bases 1 to 1464 code for a protein of 487 amino acids. Gene Ontology annotation, molecular function: FAD binding.
AUGACUCUAAUUCUCGCGGGCGUCCUAGCCGCGCUCCUCGCGCAGGUCCCAGCAUCCCUCGCCGCCGGCUGUCAAGAGGCCUGCGCCCAGCUCCGCACCGAAUUCGACACCUCCGUCCACCUAGGUGGCAACGACCCGGACUUCGCCAUCUGGGACAUGAAGCAGCAAGAAGCCAAGCCAGCAUGCCGCUUCGAGCCCGCCGCCGCGACCCAGGUCUCCCGCGCCGUCGAGGUCGCCGUCGCGCACUGGUGCCGCUUCGCGAUCAAGGGCGGCGGCCACAUGACGAACCCGGACGCGUCCAACUCGCGGGGCGGCAUCACCGUGGACCUGCACCGCAUGAACCACGUCGAGAUCGCGGAGGACCGGUCACGGGCGGACCUCGGGCCGGGACACGUCCUCCGCAACGCGUACCGGGCUCUGGAGGUGUAUAAUUUGACCAUGGUCGGCGGAAGGACGGCGGACGUCGGGCUGCCGGGGUUCACCAUCGGAGGCGGGCUGUCGAAUCUCUCGCCGCAGUACGGGUUGGCUCUGGAUAACGUGUACGAGUAUCAGCUCGUCCUCCCCAACGCCACGAUCGUGAACGUCUCGGAAACGGCGCAUCCGGAUCUCUACUUCGCCCUCCGCGGGGGCGGCAACAACUUCGGCAUCGUGACCAACUUCCGCGUCCGCCUGGUCCGCCAGGGCCAGAUGCUGGGCGGUUCGAGGACGUACUCGAUCAACUUCACCGACCAGCUCGUCGAGCAGUCGCACCAGCUGGCCACGGCCAAAGCGGAGGACACGUACAUGUCCUUCUGGAGCCGGUACUUCUACGAGCCCGCGAGGGACCGGUUCCGGAUGAGCUUCUCGCAGGCGUACUACGAGCCGGUGCUGGAGCCGGCUGUUUUUGAGGAGGUGAAUAAGAUUCCGUUCGAGGAGGGGAACUUGCGCAUCGACUGGAUGAGCAAUCAUAGCCUUGAUAGCGUCUCUCCUCAUGGGUUCCGUCGGGUGUACGCCAGUAUCACCUACCGCCCUUCACAGACUCUGCAUAAGAAGAUCAUCAACAUCUUCUCCGAAGAGGUUGGCGAGAUUAAGACGACUCCGGGGCUUUCGACGUCAGUUGUCGUCCAGACGCUCCAUCAUAACGCCAUCAAAGCGAUGAAGACACGCGGUGGGAACGCUCUUGGAGUCGAGUCCGAUGGACCGUUGAUGAUCGCCCUUCUAACACUCGGAUGGUCCAACGCCGAGGACGACGCCGCCAUGUACUCAUAUGCCGACCGUUGGGUCGACAGAUGCGCAUCCGAAGCGAACGCGCUUGGUCUGUUGCAUCCCUGGGUUUACAUCAACUACGCCAACCACAACCAAGAUCCGUUCGCGGGAUAUGGCGAGGCGAACAGGUUGAGGCUUCGAAGGAUCCAGGAGGCCAUCGACCCCCGUGGUGUUUUCACGUCGCAAGGUUUGGUCAGGGGCUCUUUCAAGCUUCGGUGA